AAUUUGACGACCGAUAUCAGCUGGAGAUAAGAUAAAGAGACUCGUUCCUUUUUGCCGUCGGGAGAAGUGGACCUUUUAGUUUGUUGUUGUGGCGACCAUGAAGAUACUUGUGCUUUUAAAGUUGGCAACUGUUUUGACAGUUAUUUCGGCUGAUUUUCUCAACAAGAACAAUGCAGAAGACGAUGUGUUUGACGUCAAUUUAGAAAAUGAAGAACAAGCCAACAACAAGCGGUUCACUCCUGACUGGGAAAGCUUGGACACUCGAGAAAUACCGUCCUGGUUUGAUUAUGCCAAAUUCGGGAUUUUUAUUCACUGGGGAGUUUUCUCUGUCCCCUCGUUUGGCGAAUGGUUUUGGUACAAUUGGAAGGAGAAAAGUCCUCCUUUCGUGGAGUUUAUGGAGAAGAACUAUCCGCCCGGUUUCACUUAUGCGAAUUUCGCCCAACAAUUCCGCGCCGAAUUUUUCGAUCCGAAUCACUGGGCUGAAAUACUCAAGAGUUCAGGGGCCAAAUACGUCGUCCUGACAAGCAAGCACCACGAAGGGUUCACUCUUUGGCCGUCAAAGUAUUCCUGGAACUGGAAUGCCAUGGAUGUUGGACCCAAACGAGAUCUCGUCGGUGAAUUGGCCGAAGCCAUUAGAGAGAAAACGAACAUGCAUUUCGGUCUGUAUCACAGUUUGUACGAAUGGUAUCACCCCCUUUACCUUCAAGAUAAAGCCAACAAUUUCGAGACGCAAGAUUUUGUCAGGUUGAAAACGAUGCCCGAACUGUACGAAUUGGUAAACACUUAUAAACCGGACGUCAUUUGGUCGGAUGGCGACUGGGAAGCCAGCGAGAAAUACUGGGACACACUCAACUUCCUGGCCUGGCUUUACAACGACAGUCCAGUACGUCACACGGUGGUCGUGAAUGAUCGGUGGGGACAUGGCGUUGGGUGUAAACACGGCGAUUUCGUGAAUUGUCAAGACAGAUACAAUCCAGGUGUUUUGCAGACGCGUAAAUGGGAGAACGCCAUGACGAUCGACAAAGAAGCCUGGGCCUUCCGACGUAACGCCCGCCUUUCCGACUUUCUAACGACUCGGGAGUUGAUCGAGACGCUUGUGACCACCGUCAGUUGCGGAGGAAAUUUAUUGAUGAAUAUCGGGCCCACGGCGGACGGCGUGAUUCGUCCAAUAUUCGAAGAGCGUCUGCGCGACGUCGGGUCGUGGUUGCAAGUCAACGGCGAAGCUAUUUUCGGAACUCGUCCGUGGACACUCCAAAAUGAUACUCUAACCAGCAAUGUUUGGUACACCAGUAAGAGAAUUUUCAUAUGGAAGUACGUGUACGGAAUAACUCUACGAUGGCCGGAAAACAACACCCUAAUGAUCGGAGCUCCAGUUCCAUUGACUGAUGGAUCUGUCGUCACUUUGCUGGGAUACAAAGAUCCAUUAAAAUGGAGUAUUUUUAAAGGCGUCCUAUCAAUCCAAUUUCCUGAAAUGAAUAAAGUCGAGAGCCAGUGGGGAUGGACAGUGAAAUUCGCCAUAUAAUAAUAAUUGACUACUUACUAAUUGUUAAAAAAUUGUUUCGCAUAAACAUGUUGCUGGUAGAACCACAAUUGGUUCUGAUGAUUUUGUUUGGUUUGAAAUUUAAUUGACUUAUUUUUUCCAGUACUACACUGUUUCUAUGUGUGUAUGUGAUUUUAUGACUGCGAGUUGGAGCAGAGGAUCUUGUUUCACUUUCAGACGGUAGUAAAAACGAAGAGGAGCUCUGCUGUAUCCACGCAACCCCCCUGCGCGAAAAGAGGAUUAGUCUCUCCGAUCAACUGCGUUGGAGGUCUUGGUUUAUUGUCUGUAUUUUCCCAACACUUUGGGUGAAAUUAAAUUCUAUGCAAUAUUA
This is a messenger RNA of Daphnia pulicaria, 1871 nucleotides long. RefSeq names its product alpha-L-fucosidase-like. Lineage: Eukaryota; Metazoa; Arthropoda; Branchiopoda; Diplostraca; Daphniidae. Gene Ontology annotation, molecular function: alpha-L-fucosidase activity. The transcript has 10 exons. Bases 98 to 1522 code for a protein of 474 amino acids. Gene Ontology annotation, biological process: glycoside catabolic process; fucose metabolic process. Gene Ontology annotation, cellular component: lysosome. The record is from RefSeq and is a predicted model, not a curated record.